CGAGUCCAAAAUGGCCCGUGACCAGGUGAGCCAGUAAAUCACGCCCUCGGCCGUGCGGAGGAUGGUUGCCAACUAUAGCCUCGUUGGUGGAGCUCGCUAGCACCAGAGGUUUUAUAACCAACAUGAGGUCGACCCGCACCAAGCACAGUUUACAGCGGUUCUUGGUCCGGACCUGUUUUAUCUUCCUGUUGUUUUCCACCUGCGCCGGAGAAAAGGCCUCCCAUCACACCACGCUGAAGCGCAGCCGCCAGAGUCACCAGAGCGCAAAGCACAAAGGCGCGCACCACCGGCCGCUGACGGACGAGCAGAAAGCGGACCAGAACCUGCAGUUCAUGUUGAGUUUGUACCGCAGCGCAGCGGAGCCGGACGGCAGACCCAAACAGCACCGAAAGUUCGGCUCCAACACGGUCCGCCUGUUGAGACCAUCGGCGUCAUCGGUGCAUUACCUGCCCGCGUCAAGAGACCACCACUACACAUUCACAGUGCAGUACAACCUUGACACUCUUCCUUCGGAGCAGCUGAUCAGAGCUUCGUUCAUCCAUCUUCGCUCUUCUUCUCCUCCCUCCACCACCUCCUCCUCAACCUCGAGCACUUCCCAGGCCCUCAAACUGCCCAGCUGCAGGGCUCAGAUCACCUCACUGGGCAAAGACAGCCUGGUCACCAUGGAUCCUCACGAGCGGUGGACGGAGACGGACAUCACCGCACACGUCAAUGGACAUGUCCAGCAGGGGAAGGACCAAGGCUCUGUGGGACACUUGACCCUCACGGCCCAGUAUUGGUGCACAGACCCUGGGCACGUUGAAGAGGACAGCGGCCUCUCGUGGUGGUGGACUCGUCUACAAGGAGGAAAAAGAUGGGGAGGGGAACCUCACCUGGAAGUGCCAUCACUUCUUCUGUAUCUGGAAGAAGAGAGAGAAGUGAAGGACUGGAUGGGGGAGUUGCUGGGGGUUGAAGAGGAAAACAUUGGGCAGUUGCACCCAUCGGUUCGCCGCCGCCGCCGCUCCAAAGACUCCUCGUCUGCGGAGCCCAAAGAUCCUUCGCUGGACGCUCUGAAAAACGCCCCCACUUCCUCUUCCUCCUCUUCUUUUUCCACCUCCCCCUCUGCCUCCAUCAUCUCCGAUAUCCCCAACUACAAGCGCAAAACGAGCACGCCCAAGAACCGCUGCAAGCUCCACUCGUUCCGCCUCUCCUUUGACGAGCUCGGCUGGGGUCACUACUUCAUCGCUCCGCCAGUGUACAACCCUCGGUUCUGUCAGGGCGACUGCCCGAGAGUUCUCCACUACGGCUACCAUUCCCCCAACCACGCCAUCAUCCAGACGGUCAUCAACGACCUGGGCGUCGGAGACGUUCCUCCCCCGUCCUGCGUGCCUUAUAAGUACAUGCCCAUGAGCGUACUGGUAGUGCACAAGAAGAAGGUGGAGUACAGGGAGCUGGAGGACAUGGUGGCCGAGUCGUGCACGUGUCGCUAGAGACUUCAGAAGCUCAUGAGAAGCACUGAGAAAACAGACUAAAGGGGGCAGAUUUGAUGGGUCAUUUGUCUGAUCUACAGCUUAGCGGCUAACCAUAACGAGCCCGAGACUGGAGGCAGGAAGUUGUUGUGGUUUCAGAUCUUCACCAUCCCUGUUAAAGCACUUUAAAAGUCGGCUGCUAAGGCCUGGGAAGAACUAUGGGCUGAAAAGAUGGGAGAUUAAUGAAUGUGCUGGUUGUUAAAUUUAUUGUCGCUAUAAUGUAAUUUUCCUACUAAGAUCAAAGCUGGGAAGCAUUUUAAGCCAGUUGAGGGAAACGUUACUAACUUAGUAUAAGUGGUAAUUUAACUAAGCUAAACCUAACUGUCAGGGUAACUUAUUAAUAUAAUUUUUUUUGUUUGUAAUAAAAAACUAAGUGGUUUAUUUGAAGACCAAGGUAUGUAGAAUCCAUCUUCAAUAUUCAAUCUCAAACCACAGUCAUCUAAUGAAUAUUUUCUUUAUUGUGAUUAUCUGUGUAUUCGCUAAUAUUUUUCUGUUUCAUUGUUGUUGUUUUUUCAUUUUUUAAAAACCUGAUCUUUGCCUCUCAUCAGGGCUACAAAUCUUGCAACAAAGCCUGUGUCUGUGUGUGGAAAGAAACAUGUCUGGGUAAUGUCUUCGCACUGUGUGAGAUCCUCAACACAUGUAAGAAAUUAGAGACUGCCAAAAAAUCAUUUUAAUGGACGAGGGGUCGACCCUUUCUGAUGUCUGGCCAAAUCGUGUUGGAUGUAACUGUAAAGGUCUUGUGACAUGUAGCAUGUUCAACCUGAACUUUUUGUACAUAUUUAUAACGGGAGGGUUCUCCAAAAACUUGUCUUACAAAAAAAAACACAAAAUGAAGGAUUAAGAAAAGGUGUAACAGUCUUGAAGGUUAAAGACACAGAUGGGAAGUCUUGUCAAGGAAAAGAAUGCAAUUUUUAUUACGAAUGAAAAUGAAUAAUAAAAUAAAAUGCAUUUUUUCUAAA
Molecule: messenger RNA, 2467 nt
Organism: Thunnus maccoyii (southern bluefin tuna)
Lineage: Eukaryota; Metazoa; Chordata; Actinopteri; Scombriformes; Scombridae
Gene: bmp15
Product: bone morphogenetic protein 15
Exons: 2
Coding region: 123-1469 (448 amino acids)
Biological process (GO): SMAD protein signal transduction; BMP signaling pathway
Cellular component (GO): extracellular region
Molecular function (GO): cytokine activity; growth factor activity
Source: RefSeq, a predicted model, not a curated record